AGUCUUACAGGACAGCACAGCAUAGCUUUUUACUCGGGAAGAAUUUCCAUCCAGCUCUGUAGUUUGGAGUGGAUUAGACUGACAAAGAUAAUUAGCGUUAGCAGUGAGUAGUAGUACAUCGUACUCGCCCGUAGACGCGUUUUAUUUCCGGCGACGCGUGCAAAAAUAGUACUUCAUUGAAAUAUAAUUGCCCUAUACCGUUCUAUCCAUUUCCUUCUUUUCAACGUCGCACUUGUGCUUGAGUUUGUUUUGGAGGAGGACGAAAAAACCGCAGACCGUAAUUACAACAUAGUUUUAUUUUGCAAAAAGAAAGAUUUCAUCUCGACGCCGUACCAGAACGAAGAAUUAAAAGCAAGUACGCAUUUUGUUGUGAAGAUCACCGUUCUUGUGCAGCUGACGUCAUAUCAACCAAUUUAUUUCUUUCGCCGAUAUUAACAAAUCCUAAUCCACACGAAGAAGAUGACGAAACGUUUAUGCACCAGCUGCCGACCCGCGGCUCUACUGAUACUGAAGCACAUGUUCUGUCAUAACCAGGCUCUCUUCCUCCUCCUUGGUCUCGCAAUUGCUCCUCCGAUUGGAGUGCUUGUCGCUGCGUCACCAUCGUACCCAGGACCACGUGGUCCAGUUGCGACCGCCGCAAACCAGACCUGCGACGAGCUGGCGGAGCAAUACCAGCGAGCGAAACGGGAAAACAAAGAGGCGUUGCGAGCGGCUGGGUAUUUUGAUCUUCGAGAGACUUCUGCUUCAGGUGGUCGUGGAAAGAGAAGAAGUCGUAGUGGCUCUAGAGCAGGCACCUUGAUUGCGAAUCAUGAGCGGGACUUUCAAGAGCCGUCCAGCGGUACUAUCCUGAGUAACAACGUCACCAACUACCCAGUAUACUAGUCAAGAUCAGAAUUGUUGAACAUGGCAAUAACUUUACGCUCGCAGUGUAGUCAGCUUCAACUUCCGUCAUGAUAGCAGCAUAAUUCUCGAAUCAGUGAUUUUAUCGCGAUCUUAGCACGACGCGCUCGCUCUCACUGCUCAUGGGGCGGCGGCGGAUAGGAAACAUUUAGUACAAUGUUAGGCUUGCAUAUAAUUUGAAUGAGCAUGACAAAUCUGGCGACGUGGGGACGUUUUCACACAGGAUACCUGGUGGCGAUAAUUCCGAUUCUUGGAGAAAGCUGGAACAGGCGACAGAAGCCGCGCUCGGCCAAUUGGAACAGAGCCAGUCGGAAUGGGCAGGCGACAACGCCGGCUUGAACGCGAUCCAAGAGGUGGCCAAUCUUGCCGAGCGGUUCCACAAGCAGGUACUCGACAAAGCGAAUCCGACGGAGCAACUGACUUUUCUUGCGGAUGAAGAGAAAAGCGCAGCUCCAGUACCCCCGGGCCGCGUGCAAAGGUUCGUGACCGAUGAAGUUCUUGCGGACUUGCGGAAAUUGGAACGCACGGUAGAAAAAGAGCUGGAAAUCAUGGCGAGAAAAAACCAGCUCCAGAAUAAACCGCAACUUCACCACCCCCGGAACGUGCUCGUAAAGUUGAAGACCGCCAUCGACACCCGGCACACGUAUGAGGCCGCGUGUCGCUGCCAGCUCCCGGCGUGCAAAGGCAAAAGACCCUGCCCCCACUGCCCGCACGGAGGUGGGAACGAGCAGCACAGGCACGUGAGCGACACCCAGAAAAGAUGGCGGGAGCGCAUCAGCACCUUGGAGGCACCGUUGCGGGAGCUGUUGCAACAGUACCGAACCUAUCAAAUGUAAAAAUGUCUGGGUCUGGAAGAUUCUAAACUUGUAAUGCUGUCUCUGAAUUCUAAAAAAAUUUGUAUUGCAUGACCAGCAAAAGGACUCCAGUUUGUGCUACGUGGAGAGGGCAUUUCUCAUGCGGUAAAGGCAUCACAAAGGCCUCGAAAAAUCUGUCAUGCUAGAGCAUGCGUCACAGACAUCAUGAGUCUUCCAAAAUAUGCAUCACAAACCUGGCAAGCUUCCAGACCCAGACAUUUUUACAUUUGAUAGAACCGCGCGGGGGCAUCUGCGGGCAGGAAAACGUAUGCUGGCGAUUUGGACCUCCGGUCGCCGGGAUGUUGUUGAAGCAGCACAAAGGGAAAAACGACGAGGUGGUGGAUCACAAGCAGAUGAGGAAGAGGAUCAGGAUGCGAACAUUGAGAGCUUCAUGCAGGAGGUUCUGGAGCCCGACGAAAAUAAUAAACCGCCGCCUCGGUCGCUGGCGCUCAUCUACCGCGCACGCAGAAUUCACGGUGUGACGGACAAGAAAUGGGAUCCGGAUGGGUUUGAGCACCGCGUCGAGAAAAUACUUUUCCUACGCAUUGCAAAUACGUCUGGGUGGUCCUCUGCAUUCGUCUGUGAAGACGCGAGAUUUGAAAGAAUUACCAAAAUGGUGAUCUGAGAUGCACUUCCGAGGUUUUCUUUCGCUGCUUUUCUGUUGUGAAACUGAGUUUUAUCUGUCCUGCGUUUUACCAUAUGAAUUUGCGAUAAGUAGUACAACAAGCCUCGGAAAUAUUAAACUGCUGAUGCUGUGAUGCCGUACAUCAAGCGGGUAUUGAGUAGCUACAACACUGGUGCGACGUGACUAGCAGCACCACAAAUUAUUUGCCGAGCCCGACAUAUUUGCAGUUGAUACCACCCGCUGGAACGGGACUCGCGGCUGCAGCAGAAUAAGGAAACGAGAAAACGCGCACUCUCGAAGCUCGACAAGAUGGAAAAACUGUUCGAAACCGAGCUCGACACCUGGGUGCUGGCCAUGGCUAUCAAAUGUAAAAAUGUCUGGGUCUGGAAGAAUGCAAGACUUGUGAUGCAGGUUUUCCAUGACCCAUGAGGUCUGGAAUGCGAGACCCAGCAUGACAGAUUUUUUGAGGUCUCUAUCAUGCCUUUCCUGCAUGAGAAACUCCCUCUCAACUUGGUCAAAAGCGGACAGCUUUUGGUACUCGCGCAACACAGAUUUUUGCAUCAUUCAGAUUUAGCAUGACAAGUUCUAACCUUCCAGACCCAGACAUUUUUACAUUUGAUAAUGGCCCGGGUGGAGCAACAGCAGCAAGCAGAGCAACAGCAAAAACGGUUUGAAAAGCUGUUGACCGAUUUCCUGUUCACGUUUCAGCACCGCAACGCUGCUUUUGGCCACCUACCCCUCGUGGUCGAUACCGACAAAGGGCCCGAGCGCUAUCUCCUGCUCGCGUUACGCGCACCUGGCGACGCUUCGAAGGUGGCGCUCUUCCUGCAGGUGCUGGGAAUCGUGGGCGGGUCCAAAGGCCUCGCGAGCGCAGGGGCGACGGUGCGCGAACGGCAGCAACUUCCUUUCGUGGCGGUGCAACUCGGCGGCGAAAGAACCACCGACCGGCUAAUGGAGAAAGUAAACGAGGAAAAGUCGCUCCCCCUGUUCGCGCUGCAGGCAGUUUUUCUCGACCGCAGCUUCUAUCACAAGGAAAAAUCCCGUCUCCCCAUAUCGAAACGGCAUGAUUCCGAAAAUUUGUGUUGCUGAUUUGAGACCACAAAUCGCGUCUGUCUUGCAGGAAGACAAGUGCACAGCCUUCCGGGCCAUUAUGGAAGCGAUUUGGCAUGCUGGUGGGCCUAGGGGGCAGCCGUUUGCAAUUCUGAGCAACUAGACGUAGACCCAAACCCGAACGCCCCUACCUAGGCUGAGGAUCUGGCUGCGAUGCCUUGCUGCAAGGCCGCGCGCAUUUGUGUACGGAACUCCAGCGUCAGAAACUCCGUCACGAUAUGGGGAGGGGACAUUUUCCCUCACGAUAGCCUCCGCCUCUUCCCCAAGGAGUCCAAAAGGAAGUUUGCGAUGGAGUAUCAAAUGCAAAAAUAUCUGGGUCUGGAACAAAGCAACUUGUCAUGCUAAAUCUGAAUCAUGUAUAAAAUCUGUGUUGCGUGAUGGCCAAAAGCUGUCCACUUUUGACCUAAUCGAGAGGGAGUUUCUCAUGCAGGAAGGGCAUGAUAGAACUCUCACAGAAUUUGUCAUGCUAGUAUGUCCUACGUACCAGACCUCAUGGGUCAUGGAAAACCUGCAUGACAAUUCUGCCACUCUUCCAGACCCAGACAUUUUUGCAGUUGAUAUGUAGGUUUUGCCAACCAUUGCGACGGAUCCUAGUGGCAAAUUAGAACCUGCCAAGAUAGGGCUCGCCAUGAAAGUGACAGUUUCUGACAAAGACUUCCGAAAAAAGGCGCAAAAGUUUUUCUCGCUCCCCUCCGAACAUCACGGGGAGCACGCUUUCGUGCGCCCCUAUUUGACCCUGAUUUGGGAGCGUGCGGCCAGGAUGGCGAUGCCUGUUACGUCGUACCAUAGCGCAGUACUCGACAGUAAGAGCAAGACGACGGAUAGAUAUGCGCUGCUGUUAUGAGAGAGCACAGCUCCCCCUCCCCCUCAUUUGUGUUGCACGAGCAGCAAUAAAACCACCAGCGCACAUUGAGCCUGCGCAUGACAACAUCAUGCGCGUAAUGUAAGUACUUCUUUUUGGGCUUCAAGAAUCUCAAUCUGUCAUGCCAACGGUACCACAAAUAAGCAGCACUUGGAUAUAAUAUAACAAAUGAGGGGGAGGGGGAGUUGUGCACUGUCAUAGCUGGGUGACAGUGUCUUGCAACCUUUCGUCCGGGACUUGAGGCCUGUAGUGGAUCCAGCCAGUGAAGAGAGUAGGCCUACGGCGCGCUUCAAUGGUGCCGAAGUUGCGGCCGAGUUUUGCACGCAUCUGCGCACCACGGAAGGGCCCUGGAAAGAGUGGGGCGGCGAAGAGAGGGGCUGGCCCAAGAGACCGACGACGCAUCAAGCGGCGGUGCAGUCUACUCCGGGCGGGGUCUACGAAAACGCCAGCUUUUCCGCGACCUGGGGCCUAGCGUGGGUUCCUAGUGCGCUGAGCACGCCCCUCGCAAACGCAAUAACGAACGAAGAGAGGGGUUCGCGCACGACGUGGCUCAAGCAGAAGCGCGCCUGGGUGGAGCCGGCAGACUGGGACAAGGGCAAGUUGCACGCCGUUCUUGAUGAUGGCAGAGGUCCUGACCGACCACGUACGCCCUCUCCUCCCGCGCAGUCGCGGAGUAUAAGUACUAACAACGCAGCAAAGAAACCGUCGGAACUACAAACAAGGAAAAAGAGUCGGACCCCCAGCCCCGGAGGUAGAAGAAGAACCCAACGCGAGGACAAGGGGCCUUUUUACCGCUACGGGCCGAUGAGCACCCCUGAAUCCGCCCCGGCUCUCGAAGUGGCAGAAGAUGAGCGCGCGUGGGCGCUCACCCCUGAGACGAUGCGAGAGCAGUGGCUGCGCGUGCCGGGUGGGAGCCGGGUGCCCGUUCUGGACGAGUACCUCCUCGACAACCUGAUGCCGCGUGGGUUGUUCAGCAGGGAGGCGGUGGAGGUUUUACGAGGUGUGCCAGUUCCACGACCCAAUAUUGUCCUUCACGGGGCCCUGCUGGCGAACGGAGAUGUCGGAAACGGCAUAAGGAACAUGCUCGUGCGCGAGAAAUACAAGAAAAUUUUGGCCAGGAUGAAAGACCUCAAAAGUACUAGAACUGUAUGAAAUGCAAAUAUGUCUGGGUGUGGAAACUUGUGACGCAGGGAAGGGAGUGUUUAGCACAUUGCAGUGCGCUUCACCCCAGCAUGUGCAUGACAAGUUUUUCUUUUUCCGUGGUUCAGAGUUCGUCUUCGUUGCGUACCCCGCAUGAGAAUAAACUGCGUUUUUGCAUGACAGACAAGGGGACCUCUUCGCUCCCCUGCACUACAGAGUUUCUUCAACUCAUGCCAGACUAGCAUGACAGGUCUCGCAAUCUUCCAGACCCAGACACUUUUGCAAUCCAUAGACUGUCCCUGCAAGUUUGCUGCAGAAAGAGCUGAUAGAGUUGGUCGGAGACGAGGACGGCGCCGGCCUGCUCAAAGCGGCAUCAGCCUUUGACGGGACGUUUUUCGACGAAAGCGGUAAAAAAGCGGUGGAGAAACUGAUCGCGCGGGUUGAAAGGGAGGUGCUCCCAACAGCAAGCGAGGAACAGCUUGACAGCCGCAAGAUCGUCGCAAAGCUAGUGAAGCAGCAGGUCGUGCAGAAAGGCGUGCGGAAAAACAAGGGCGACACGGGGGCACGAACGACAGCAAAACCGCAAAGAGGAGCGAAUUCCAGGAAAGCACAAGAAGAAGAUAGGCGACUCCGUGUGGAAGCUGCUCUCCUCAGCGCCGCAGCUCCAGGAAGUACUAGUGACCCGCUGACACGACGGAAUAAAAACGGUACCAGCAGGGGUCAGGUACUCGACAUAACUUCCGCUACAGACGGGGGCGCGGGCGGGACAGCGGUUAUCUUGCAGCAAUACACGGCGAAUUUUCUGCAAGACGCCGGCGCAGCCAUGGUUAACGAGUUCGCCAUAAACUGCGUUGUGGUCGUGGCGCCAGAUGUAGAGGUGGUGUCGGAUCUUCAGGUGGCCCCAGAAACUGGAACUGUGACUGAUGCAUAGCUAGACACUGCCGCGAGAUAAAACCGCAAACUGUUUUUAUAAGUACGCAGGAGCCAUUUUUUUGCUAUUUUGCGGAUGGUUUUUCAUUUUUGAUCAUGGCUUUGCUUUAGCUUUCGCAUUAGCUUUCUCACUACUUAGCAGGGUUUAUCUUUUUGAAAAAGUAACAGUAAGCACUUCUCUUCUAGUACACAUGCAUAUUGUUAUAGAUACUGUAAAGGUAAUGAUCGAGGUCCUCUGGUCUUCACCCUCAAUAACAUAGACCCUCUAGGUGCCGGUUGAGAGUCCGUUUUUUGCGCCUGCCGUCCGGUGUAGCUGACCAGGAUGAUCAAUAUGUAAGUAUAUAGUAUGCUGACCCCUCAGCAGCCAGGUGGCAACUGUUUUGAAAAAUAUAGGAAAAACAAAAAAUUAUACAUAGAGGUGGAAAUUAAAAAUAAAGGGCUGACUCUAGUAUGGGAAGUAGAUGGGAUAACGAUAAGCACGUACUGAUAUUGUUAUUCUCAUUUGUCCUCCUUCAAUUUCAGAGACAGUGGCGGUACUUCUCUCGAACAGUACUUCUCUCGACGCGAGAUAUGUAUUUUUGGAGUAUCUUCCCCCGAAUUAGUGACUUUUGAAAUUGAAUGGCAUUAAAUGCUGCGCUUGAAUUUCAUUUUCUCGUGGUCUGAAUCAAUUUUUUCUUGCAUGCUUUCGGCUCUGUUUAGUAUAUUUUUACGAAAAAGCUAAACGUGCAUCGAUGACGAAAUCAACAUAUCUGAACCAAUUCUUCUUUGCUCGACCGAACGAAAACUCCUAUGCACAAAGGCUAGUUUUAGCUAGGCAAAGUGUUUUCGAUCCAUGAAAGAUCCCAUCGAGAUCCAGUGCAUCUUUCCUGAGCUUCCGAAUGCGGAAAACAACGACUGAGUGGCUCGUGGUACAUCACAAGAGCGCUAGCGCUUGCUCUAGCUGGUCCUACGUAAUUAAACAUCACUAAGUAGUGGCUUCUGUAGUACACAGAUCACAGCAAGGACUC
Amoebophrya sp. A120 is the source of this 7428-nucleotide messenger RNA. The record is from the annotation of a GenBank genome assembly. NCBI's taxonomy places the organism in Eukaryota, Dinophyceae, Syndiniales, Amoebophryaceae.